This is a messenger RNA of Dentiscutata erythropus, 240 nucleotides long. The record is from the annotation of a GenBank genome assembly. NCBI's taxonomy places the organism in Eukaryota, Fungi, Glomeromycota, Glomeromycetes, Diversisporales, Gigasporaceae.
GCUCUUGUUGAUAAUAUUUGGACAAGAUUUAAUGGAUACAAGUUGGAUAAUGGUGAUAAAUGCAAAACUUUUGCUUGUAGGUUUUCAAAGCCCAAGAAAUCAAGUGAAAGAAAAGAAAAUGUUCUUUUUGAAAAGUUUCGUAUAACCUCAAAACACCCCACUAUUGAUUGUAAAGCUAGAAUUAAAAUAACAUGGUUAAUAGUAAUAAAUAUAGUUAGAAUUGAGAGAGUAAGAGUAUAA